Messenger RNA from Cricetulus griseus (Chinese hamster), 4483 nucleotides. Lineage: Eukaryota; Metazoa; Chordata; Mammalia; Rodentia; Cricetidae. The record is from RefSeq and is a predicted model, not a curated record.
UGAUCCUGGGCAUGAGGCUGGCGAGCUGCAACAAGUCGUGCGGGAUGAACUCGGAUGGCAUCAUCUUCGUGUCAGAGGGCAGCACGGUAAACUUGAGGCUCUACGGCCACAGCCUGGGGGCGAUCUCCAGCAACCUGAUCUCCUUUACUGAGGUGGACGACGCCGAGACGGUCCACAACUCCACCAACUGCCUGGAGCUCACCAAGGACUUAGUGGUCCAGCGGCUGGUCAACGUGAGCCGCGGGAACACGUCGGGGAUGCUAGUGGUGCUCACCAAGUUCCUGCGGAGGAGCGAGAACAUGAAGCUGUACGCACUGUGCACCCGGGCCCGGUCUGACGGGCCCUGGCUCAAAUGGACGGACAAGGACUCCCUGCUCUUCAUGGUGGAGGAGCAUGGGAGGUUUCUGCCGCUGUGGCUGCACAUCCUUCUCGUUUUGGUGCUCUUAGUGCUGUCGGGCAUAUUUUCUGGCCUCAACCUGGGGCUUAUGGCCCUGGACCCGAUGGAGCUACGCAUCGUGCAGAACUGUGGAACUGAAAAGGAGAGAAGGUACGCCCGCAAGAUAGAGCCCAUCCGGCGCAAGGGCAACUACUUGCUCUGCUCGCUGCUCCUAGGGAAUGUGCUAGUCAACACCUCCCUCACCAUCCUUUUAGACAACCUCAUCGGGUCUGGCAUCAUGGCAGUGGCCUCCUCCACCAUUGGCAUUGUCAUCUUUGGGGAGAUCUUACCUCAAGCCCUGUGCUCCCGACAUGGGCUGGCUGUGGGUGCCAACACUAUUGUUCUCACCAAAAUCUUUAUGCUGAUCACCUUUCCUCUGAGUUUCCCCAUUAGCAAACUCCUGGACUUCGUCUUGGGUCAGGAGAUUCGCACUGUUUACAAUCGGGAGAAGCUGAUGGAGAUGCUGAAGGUGACAGAACCCUAUAACGACCUAGUGAAGGAGGAAUUAAAUAUGAUCCAGGGUGCCCUGGAACUAAGGACCAAAACUGUGGAGGAUAUCAUGACCCAGCUCCACGACUGCUUCAUGAUCCGCAGUGAUGCCAUCCUGGACUUCAACACCAUGUCGGAGAUAAUGGAAAGUGGCUAUACUCGCAUUCCCGUGUUUGAAGAUGAGCAAUCCAAUAUCGUAGAUAUCCUUUAUGUCAAAGACUUGGCCUUCGUGGACCCUGAUGACUGCACCCCGCUCAAGACUAUCACUCGCUUCUACAACCACCCGGUUCAUUUUGUUUUCCAUGACACCAAGCUGGAUGCCAUGCUGGAGGAAUUCAAGAAGGGGAAGUCCCACCUGGCCAUUGUGCAGAAGGUGAACAAUGAAGGUGAGGGUGACCCCUUCUACGAGGUGCUGGGCUUGGUCACUCUGGAGGACGUCAUUGAGGAGAUCAUCAAGUCUGAGAUCCUGGAUGAGUCGGACAUGUACACUGACAAUCGAACCCGGAAACGGGUAUCUAUGAAGAACAAACGUGACUUCUCUGCCUUCAAGGAUGCUGACAACGAACUUAAAGUAAAAAUCUCACCUCAGCUCCUUCUGGCUGCUCAUCGAUUCCUGGCCACAGAGGUACCCCAGUUUAGCCCCUCUCUGAUAUCAGAGAAAAUCCUCCUCCGGCUGCUCAAAUACCCAGACGUCAUUCAGGAACUCAAGUUUGAUGAGCACAACAAGUACCACAUCCACCAUUACCUGUACACCCGGAACAAGCCGGCUGACUACUUCAUCCUCAUCCUGCAGGGGAAGGUGGAAGUAGAAGCAGGAAAGGAGAACAUGAAGUUUGAGACGGGCGCCUUCUCCUACUAUGGGACCAUGGCCCUAUCCACGGUAACCUCGGACCGGUCCCCAGCCCACCCAACUCCACUCAGCCGCUCAGCCUCCCUCAGUUACCCAGACCGCAAUGCAGACAUGCCGUCCUCCUCAGCGAUGGCAGGCAGCAACCAGUUUGGCAGCUGCCUUCUGGGCCAGUAUGUGUCUGACUUCAGUGUCCGAGCGCUCACAGACCUGCAGUACAUUAAGAUCACGAGGCAGCAGUACCAGAAUGGGCUGAUGGCCUCCCGCAUGGACAACAGCCCUCAGCUCGCUUUGGAUGGCUGUGCCACUUGCUCAGAGAACUUUUCUGAGAAGUCUGAGCUGCCUGUAGUGGAUGAGACCACGACUCUUCUCAAUGAACGAAAUUCCUUGCUGCACAGAGCCUCCCAGGAGGGUGCUAUCUGACAGGAGGGCCCGGGGACUCCUGCCUACCCUGCAGGGGUCUCCCCAGUGGGCCCAUAUGACGUCAGGGAGCCUGUUAGGCUAGAAGGGGUGCAGGUUGAUAUCCUGCGUGACUGAGCAACUAGGCAUCCCUCCCAGGGGAUCUGGCUGCAGAUGGGGACCUCUUAACAGCUCUGAGAUGAUGCCUGCCUAGCUAGUAAGCAAAGGAUGUUUUUGUCUUUUUUUUUUUUUUUUUUUUAAACACUGAGAGGAUUUUAAAGCUAGGCUCAUUGCUCCUCUUUUUAAAUAUCAUUUUGGGAAGGGAAGACAGGGUUAAGGAACUUUAUGUUAAAAAAAUUUUUUUUCAAGAAACCCUACAAACUUUAAAAGGGGAGGAGGGUUCCUCACCCCAGGAAGCAACAGCCAUAAUGUGUUCCUGGCCAAACCCUUGCAGCCUGCAUCUGUUGCUCAAGGAGCCACUCUUCUACAGCAGUGGGGGCCUGGAGCCCACAGGAGGGGACUCCUGGGGGAAAGACAGUUCUACCUAGAAAGAGAUCCAAAUGAUCCUGACAUCAACUGCUAGGAUACAUGCACCAAGGUCACUGAGGCUGACAUGAUGACCCUGGCAACAGAGAGGACUACAUCUACUCUUGUCAACUACCAGAUCCAGGGAUCUCCUAGAACUCUGUCCACAGGCUUUCCUGGUGAGUCAGGACUCAGCCGAGAACCACCCCCUGGCUCUCAUCUUCUUCUUUGGACAAUUUUCUCCUGUAAGGGUCUGGCUCCAAGAGUUAGGCAUGGUCUUUGGCUCUACAGUCGAUUAUCUGCUUCUGGGCCAUGCCCUCAGUUUUACCAAAGGUUUCCUCUUGGAGGGGACAGCACCUACGUUAGAGGUGACUUGCCGGAUACUCCUUUUGGUUCCAGGGCUGAAUGUAACUGUAGGUAUCUGUGUUAGCAGUUACUGCUAUACCCACCCACACCUGCAAGAAGAAUCAGGGUUCAGCAGUUCACCCACGGAGACUUCUUCCCCAACUCCCCAUUCUGAUUUCUAUACUUAUCCCUCUAGGAACUGGGGACAGGACAUGUUGGAAGCCACCCAAGCUGGGUUAUCACACCCUUACCUGUGUAGCUGGCUGAGGAUCCCACCCGACCUCAUUUGCUCAUUUAAGGACCCCCAGGAAAGGAGGGUUUCACCUGAUGGCAUGCAGUGGCUAGCCCGGUCCUCUUUGCCUGAGGAUUACCCUAGUGAGAGGACAAAGUUAAGCUUGGGCUUACACUGUUGGUACUGUUAAGCAAUGUACACCAUGUGAAAUCCUACCCCAAUUGCCACCCUGGGAAACCAGAGUAGAAUCAGGCUGUGGUUUAGAGCUCCACACCUCUAUUGUUAGGAGACUUUAGGACCAAGGGCCACAUCUUCCCUUUUGUUGGUACGUAAGAUCCAGGGAAGUAAGACCGCAGGCCUUUUGUGUAAUAUAUAUCCACUCCUUUCCUCAGCCAGUGGAGUCCUGUCACCCCAAGUACUCUGCUGUCUGUGUACUCAGAGAAUCCUAACUCCUAGGACCAAGGUGUCUUGUACCCCUGGUCAGUCUGAGGUCUCUUCCACUCACAGAAUUUACUCCUAGAAGCCUGGCAAAGAAAGGGGUUUUCAAUCGCAAGGGAAAAAAGACACCAGACCUCAUGUCCUUAAGAAACCCUUAGUUUUCCGUAGGUACAGCACGUUCCCAUGUCCCUAGAGGAGCUGCUCCGCUGUGUUCCUGAGAGACCCAAGUACCAGGUAGAACAAAACCAUGCGGUGGGUGUGAGGCAAAAGUAGCAGGUGCGCACACUUCCACAGCUACCUCUCUGCAUACACAGUCACCACCAACAGACAGGCCCCCUCCCCUCCCAGCCCCCCCCCCACUUAGAAUCACUUCUUGCAGAGGGUCAUAAUUGUUUCCAAAUAUUACUGGUCUCCUGACUUCCUCCUCCCAGUGCAAUUUUUCACUUCCUCUUCCAACCUCUGGUUCCUGGGCUGAGCCAUACCCUGGAACUGGCCUGGUCUGUAUGUCUUCCCAGGUAAGGAAGACUUCACAGGUGGCAUCCAAGUGGGUAGGCAAGUCACAGUUGCCGUAGCAAGUGACUCCUAUUUAUUUUGCAUUAAGAUUUUAAUUUGUAUAUUUUUGUGAUUUAUUUUGGCAUUGUUAUGAGUUUGACUCUCGGGGAGUUUUGUUGUUAUGACUCUUGUGUCUUUUGUCACAAAACAAUGAUAAUAUUUGCUAAACAAUAUAUGGAAUUUAUUUUUGAUUGGUAAUAAAAAAUGAAAGGCAUAUAAA